Messenger RNA from Erigeron canadensis, 2018 nucleotides. RefSeq names its product glycine oxidase. The transcript has 10 exons. Gene Ontology annotation, molecular function: oxidoreductase activity. Gene Ontology annotation, cellular component: cytoplasm. The record is from RefSeq and is a predicted model, not a curated record. Lineage: Eukaryota; Viridiplantae; Streptophyta; Magnoliopsida; Asterales; Asteraceae. Bases 135 to 1568 code for a protein of 477 amino acids.
UUUAUGCAAUUCACUACAAUUAAAAUAUAGUUUUGUUACACCACCGGAGAAGAUACCUUCACCACCAACAAAUAACAGCAAAAAACAAUUCCACCGGAAUAAACAAUUAACAAAACCAUUUUUUUAUAUUAAAAAUGGCAUCUCUUUCAUUUUCACUGUCAAAUUCAGCAAACCCUAAUCACUUAACACAAUUUUCCAGCCGUCACGUUUCCACCACUUUAAGUUUCUCUGGCCGUUAUCUAUUAACCAGGAGUUUGAAAUUAACGUCGCCGGGGAAGAUAUACCGGAGAGCUGCCGUGCGGAUGACGUCAGACUCUCACUCGUAUGACGUCAUAGUAGUUGGAGCUGGAAUAAUAGGAUUGAGCAUUGCUAGGCAGCUUUUGAAUGAAUCGGAUUUGUCUGUUGCCGUCGUUGACGCCGCCGUCCCUUGUUCCGGUGCUACCGGUGCAGGACAGGGGUAUAUAUGGAUGGUACAUAAGGUUCCAGGAAGUGAGAAAUGGGAUUUAGCAAUGAGAAGCCGUAAGCUAUGGGAGAAGUUUGCUGACGAUGUCAAGUCUCGUGGAUUGGAUCCUGAACAGGUUCUUGGCUGGAAAAAGACAGGAAGCCUGUUGGUUGGUAGAACGUUGCAAGAAAUGGCAUCCUUGAAGGAAAAGGUAGAUCAGCUAUCAAAAGCCGGUCUUAAGGCAGAGCUUUUGUCUACCACCGACUUACAGGAAGUUGAACCUGCACUUGUGAUCGGGGAAGAAGGUGCGGCAGCCUUUCUACCUGAUGAUUACCAACUUGAUGCACGGCGUUCAGUUGCAUUUAUAGAAAAGGAGAACAGGAUGUUUGCAACUAAAGGAAGGUAUGGAGAAUAUUAUAAUCAGCCCGUGACUGGGUUGUUAAGGUCUGGUAAUGGGAAGGUUGAAGUGGUUCAGACUUCGAAGAAUUUAUUGUAUAGCAAGAAGGCCAUAAUAAUAUCCACUGGAUGCUGGACAGGCUCUUUGAUGCAAGACCUGAUUCGGGAUUUGGACAUCGAAUUUGAUAUGCCAGUAAAACCUCGAAAGGGUCACUUGUUGGUAAUAGAGAACUUCAAUUCCUUAAAACUGAAUCAUGGUCUAAUGGAGGUUGGCUACGUUGGUCAUCAACAUUUCACUUUUAAACCAAGUGAUGUUGAUGCCGACACUUUAUCUGUAUCAAUGACCGCUACCAUGGAUACCUCGGGAAAUCUUGUUCUUGGAAGCAGCCGACAAUUUGUUGGAUUCAGCACGGAAAUAAACGAGCACAUCAUCAAUCAGAUAUUGGAACGUGCCAAGGAGUUCUUUCCUUCUCUAAAAAAAUUGUCACUCACAGAUUUGGAGAAAAGUAGAGAAGUCAGGGUUGGGCUAAGACCCUUCAUGCCUGGUGGAAAGCCUAUGAUUGGUCAUGUUCCUGGAUUGUCAAAUGUUUUUGUAGCUGCAGGCCAUGAGGGAGAAGGAUUGGCUUUGGCCCUUGGAACUGCUGAAAUGGUUGCCGAUAUGGUUCUGGGCAAUCUUAGCAAAGUUGAUAACACACCCUAUGCGCCAUCGCACUUGAAACAGCCGGCAUGAGCUCCUGUAUUUUGAAAUAUGCUGUCAAGGAGACAAUCUUUUUUAUGAGAAACCAUCUGGUUCACUAAAUAAUAUAAAAGAAGCUACUAUUGUAAUGGAUGGAUGGUUCUUAGUACCAUCUCCACAAAGGCGUGAGCUUUUAGCAUCUCGUUGCGUUUAAUGAUACUCUAAGUCAUGGGGCCUACAUGUCUCUACGCUUGUGUGAAACGGUUAGUUAAAAGCGUACUGCUUUUCAUGAAGUUUCAGCUCUUAUCCUGGGGGAGUUGUGUUGGGUUAUUUUGAGGAUUGAAAACUAUAUCUGGUUAAAUAAUUCUGAAAGCCAACAAAUGAUCAAGCAGCUACAUCAUAAUUUGUUGUUUUCAAGUUCUUGAAGAUUUUGUGUAUAGGUUCAGCUACAUGCACACUUUCUUCUGAAUAUUAAAGGUUGUUUUGGAGCCAAAUAUAGCAAAA